This is a messenger RNA of Mollisia scopiformis, 1995 nucleotides long. RefSeq lists its product as uncharacterized. The record is from RefSeq and is a predicted model, not a curated record. Bases 1 to 1995 code for a protein of 664 amino acids. NCBI's taxonomy places the organism in Eukaryota, Fungi, Ascomycota, Leotiomycetes, Helotiales, Mollisiaceae. The transcript has 7 exons.
AUGAUGCUGCUGUUUGCAGUCAUUGGUCUCCUCUCCUCGGCCUCGGGCUCUGUUUUCAGCUCCCAAAGCAACUCCGAGAAUGGAGUUCUUGCCUGUGAAUUCGACACAGAUUGUACCUUUGCCUAUCUUGGAGACAAGAGUUUGGGAGGUGAGGGAACACUGAAACAGCGAGCUGAGGACAUUAUCAUGCUUACCAGGACCACAAUUGUCUACGUCACAGAAAGCAAGAGCACUUCCCACUCGCCAACAGGAAGCUUCAAGGUGGUUACCACACCAGCAUCGAACACCCCCUUGGUAUGCAAUCAGGACAAUUGCCUUCGUCAACUUAUUCAAGAGUCUCCUACUGCUGCCUCCUUCUGUGUCACAUACACCAAGUUAGUCUCUACAGUGACCACAGGUCUGCCAGACAUUGUCUCUCAAUGCAAGUACGACCCCACUCGAGUCUCGUCUGCUUGUUCGUGCCUGGCCACCAUGACUUUCUCUUCGACAAUACCAUCGGUCACUCACACAAGCCAAAUGUCGACGAGCCAGAGUUCAAGUCAUGUCUCUGAGGAUACAUGCACGACAAGCAAAAAGACUUCAGCGCCAUCUCGCCUAAGUACAUCUUACGUUUCUAACAAGACAAGUUGGAAAAGCACAAAGGCGGCUACAUCAUCGACUGCUGACAAGACCACCACCGGUACAUUCACAUCCUCUUCAUUGGUCUCCACCUACUCAAUCUUCUCAACCUCAAUCUCGAUUCCAGAGCGUACUUCAAGUACAGCAAGCUCAACCGUCUCAAAAGAGACAAUCUCGUUGUCCUCGUUACCAUCCAGCUUGGCUGCGUCUAGCACAGCAUCCAUCAAGACGGUAUCGACUUCCUCCGAUUCCGUUUCCACCACUUCCACAUUAGCAGCUCCAGUAGUUUCAACAUGGGUGACACUCCCACCAUCUGAUGCCAUGAUAGCUUGUGCAGCAUCGACAGAGUGUACCAGUGCCGGGAGUCUCUGGGAUGGUUGUCUCACCCUCGAGAAUGGAUUAGAUGUCUGGGAUUGUUUGUGUACUGCCAACCACGACGAGUGGUUUGAGACGGUGGCAGCUUGCACCGCCUGUGUCAUGGCUGCUCUACCACCUACGAUAAACGGUUCCUCGACACAAUGGAUGACCAACCCUGCCACAGGUGUACCAUAUGUCCAGACCCUUUACUGCAAUAUUACCGAUCCAACGGUGAAGACAAGAUACAAGUCAUUUCAACUGGGACAACUCAUCGCACAGACUUUCGAAUCUCCUAUUGAGUUCUUCAAUAUGACACUUGUGGAUCAGCCUAUCGUUCUGGGCCAAAUGGAUCCACCAGCCAUUUCGGUCAGCCUCAGUGCAGCCAACAGUGCGACCAUCAGCUUGCCCACAUCUUCCUCUUCUUCUCAAGCCAGUUUUUCGAAUACAUCUCCAACUACGACGAUCCAGUCAGUGGCCUUAUCGAGUUCAACAUCCUCUGGUAUCAAAUUGCAGACCACGGUGCAAGUCUCGUCCUCACAAGUUACCGCUUCGUCAACUGCACCAAGCCAAACUGCACAGCCAGAGUCGGCAUUCCCCAUCUCGCCCCAAAUGGAGGCUUGCGAAUUCUCAAAGACCAGCUGUGAACAAGCAUCCAUGCUCUUCCAAGAGUGUGUCCACAACGAGGAUUUGCCAGCCAACGUCACAGCCUGGAAUUGUCUCUGCAACACCAAUUUCGAACAAUGGAACUCAACUCUCAUGGAGUGCUCAGAAUGUAUCUCCAAGGCUCUUCCUCCAAACAUUACCAACGCACAUUGGAACGCUUCUCAGGUCCCGAUGUACAUCGGCUUGACGAUCCAAUCAUACUGCACGUUGCCAGUGGAUCAGCGAGCUGGCAGUGUAUCAGUCAUGAUGCGUGCUGGGAGAGUGCUUACGAGUGCAUUCCAAUCGCCAAUUCUUUGGUUCAAUAUGACUGCCAUUCCAGCGCCACUCGAAUUUCCUUCCGGGAAUGCCCCGAGUUGA